UUUGAUUGAUUAUAUGAAGCUGCUUAUUAUCUUCUUUUUUAUACUCUAGAUUGUAUCAUUUGUAACUUGAAUUUUCAUAGUCAGUCAAUAAAAAGCUAUGGGUGUACCAAGUCCAAGCUUGCACAUUGCCAUGUAUCCUUGGUUUGCACUUGGACACCUUACCCCUUUCCUCCAUCUAUCAAACAAACUAGCCAAACAAGGCCACAGAGUUUCCUUUAUGGUUCCCACCAGAACCCAAGAAAAGCUACAACAUUUCAAUCUCCAUCCAGACCUCAUCACCUUCAUUCCAAUCACUGUACCACAUAUCGAAGGACUUCCUCCUGGAUCAGAGACAACGUCCGAUGUGCCCUUCCCUUUACAGACCCUGCUUGUUACUGCUAUGGACCAAACUAAGGACCUAGUGGAAGGAUUGCUCCGUGAGCUGAAAGUGGAUGUUGUGUUCUUUGAUUUUGCAUACUGGAUCCCCAGCUUGGCUAGACAGUUGGGAAUCAAGUCACUACAUUACUGCAUUAUUAGUCCAGCUACAAUAGGCUACACUCUCUCCCCAGAAAGGCAUUGCAGUGGAAGUAACAUAUCUGAAGCUGAACUGAAGCAACCCCCAGCAAGUUAUCCUGGUUCAGAUAUCACACUUAGCGCCUAUGAAGCACGGGCCUUUUCUGCUAGAAGGGUGAUGAAGUUUGGAACUAAUAUGCAGUUUAAUGAUCGUCAAUUCAUCAGCUUGAACGAGUGUGAUGCACUAGGUUUCAGAACAUGUAGGGAGAUUGAGGGUCCUUACUGUGACUACCUAGAAAACCAAUUUCAGAAGCCUGUUCUCCUGACAGGGCCUGCUAUCCCAGAGCCUUCUACAUCUCCUUUAGAAGAAAAAUGGGCAAAGUGGCUAAGUAAAUUUGACUCAGGUUCAGUUAUUUACUGUGCAUUUGGAAGUGAAUGCAUCUUAAAAAAGGAUCAAUUUCAAGAAUUGUUGGAUGGUCUGGUGCUGACAGGUAUGCCGUUUCUAGCAGCACUUAAACCACCCGCUGGAGCAGGUUCAAUCGAAGAAGCACUGCCAGAUAAGUUCGAAGAAAGAGUUAAGGGAAGAGGAGUGGUUCAUGGAGGUUGGGUUCAGCAACAGCUGAUAUUAGAACACCCUUCAGUCGGAUGCUUCAUAACACAUUGCGGCUCAGGUUCUUUAGCAGAAGCUUUAGUCAAUGAGUGUCAACUGGUGCUGCUGCCGCAGGUUGGGGAUCAAAUAAUCAACGCCAGAAUGAUGAGCCGAAAUUUAAAAGUUGGGGUGGAAGUGGAGAAAGGAGAAGAAGAUGGGGCGCUUACUAAAGAGAGUGUAUGCAAAGCUGUAGCUUCUGUAAUGGAAGAGGGUAGUGAUGUUGGGCAACAAGUGAGAAACAAUCAUGCCAAGUUGAGGCAUUUUCUGUUGGACAAAGGAUUGGAAUCCUCUUACAUCCACAACUUCAUCAUCAAAUUGCAGGAGUUAUUGAUGGGAUGAUAUCCAUGUUAAUUGUGCUGGAUGUUUUUCUGUAUACUAUGCUUUCAAAAGUUAUGAUUCUUGGUAUAA
This is a messenger RNA of Daucus carota subsp. sativus, 1549 nucleotides long. Its product is annotated as cyanidin 3-O-galactoside 2''-O-xylosyltransferase FGGT1. The coding region runs from base 98 to 1480 and encodes 460 amino acids. Gene Ontology annotation, molecular function: UDP-glycosyltransferase activity. The record is from RefSeq and is a predicted model, not a curated record. NCBI's taxonomy places the organism in Eukaryota, Viridiplantae, Streptophyta, Magnoliopsida, Apiales, Apiaceae. The transcript has a single exon.